GGCGUCCAUGUGGACGAUGGGAACUGGAAAAAAUAAUAAUUUUACAUUGUUUUUUCGUUGUAAAUACGUGGCGUAGAAAUAAAGCGAGCGGAGUCAUAAUGAAUCGAAUUAAACUAUUAUUAUUAUCGCUUGUGUAAAGUAAUUGAAUUAGGAGAUAAUGAGGAGUUUAAAAACGCCAGCUCGACGGGCGAGAGCGCUCAGUAUUCGAAAAGUCGCGGCGUCGUUUCGGUCGGUUCCGGAUUUUCUAUUAUUUUUCGAAAAAACAAGAACAAAAUGCCGUCGAAAAUUAUCCUCGUUUGCGCUUUGUUCGCCGCUUGCCUUUCGCCAUUCGAAUGCUCGACGGCCGUCAUUCGGGAUUGCGGCUCCGUGGACGGGACGGCGGUGAAAGUGGAUCUGGCCGGUUGCGAAAACCAGCGUUAUUGUCCUUUAGUAAGCGGCAAAAACGCCACUUUGACUGCCACAUUCCAAUCCAAAGUGGAGUCGAGUUCGCUGAAAGCGCUGGUGUAUGGUAAACUGGGCCCGUUGAAGAUCAAGUUCAAUUUACCGAAUUCGGACGCUUGUUCGUCGGGGGUUGCUUGCCCGUUGAAGCCUAAUGAAAAUUAUGUGUACAAUCUGAGCAUCUACGUGAAACGGUCCUAUCCGAAGAUCAACGUGGAGAUUCAGUUCGAAUUGCGAGAUGCCAACGGGAAGGACGUGGUUUGUUCGAUAAUUCCCGCCGUGAUUGUUGGAAGCAAAUGAAUGGGAUGGCUUUAGUUUUUUGUACGAUUCGUUUUGAUGAAAUAUAUAUUAUUUAUUAUUUUCUG
Molecule: messenger RNA, 803 nt
Organism: Phyllotreta striolata
Lineage: Eukaryota; Metazoa; Arthropoda; Insecta; Coleoptera; Chrysomelidae
Source: the annotation of a GenBank genome assembly